AUGGCUUUCGAAGUCGCUGCUGUCAAAUCACCUUCGCUUGAAGUUUCUGCUUCAAACAAUGUUGUCACUGUUCGCAUAAUCGACACCGGGAACAGAUUAUCCAUACCUACGAGUUAUUGUUCGGACCUCGUUGUUAAGUGUCAUGAGAUCUCCAGAUCUCCUCAGUUUUCAUUUCCUAUUGAGCAUUCGUCGGGCAAAAAGAUCCUCUUCGACUUGGCCACUCGCAAAGACCCUGAGAACUUCGCCCCUGCUCCCCGUCAAAUAAUGGCUGCAGGCGGUCUAGUAUUCGAUGGCGACAAGGAUGUCGUAGAAGUCCUCGAGAAGAAUGGCAUCAAGAGGAAAGAGAUUGAAGAAGUUUUUGGAGGUAGAGUUCACUGGCACCUGGACCACAUAGGCGACAUGUCACGCUUUCCAUCCAGCACGAAACUUAUCGUCGGACCCGGUUUUAUUAACGCCUUAGUCCCUGGCUAUCCUGCUGAUGAGCAUAGCCUGAUACUAGAAAGUGACUACAAAGACCGACCUUUGAUCGAACUAGCUUUUAAAGGAGAUAAAGCCUUGAGAUUCAGCAAAUUUGAUGCCAUAGAUUGGUUUGGUGACGGAAGUUUUUACAUUCUGGAUGCUCCAAGGCACACUGUGGGCCAUAUCAAUGCACUGGCGCGCACUACCCCGGACACUUUCAUCUACCUGGGCGGCGAUGCCUGCCACCAUUGUUGUGAGUUCCGACCAAGCGAAUACGUCCCCCUCCCUGAUGUAGUCACGCCUUCUCCUUACUCGACGCCACCAUUUGCCCCCGGAACUGAAUGCCCGGAGUCUUUCAUCUUGAAUUUUCAUCCGCAAAAAUCGCCCACAAAACCCUUCUACAAUCAGAUUGUGCAAGACGACUCGAUGCAAGAUUAUCCAAGAUUGUUGGAAUCAGCCGACAAAAUGUCUUCAUUCGACGGAGAUGAACAUGUCCUGGUUUUAAUUGCACACGACUCUUCAGUGCUGGGCAGGAUCGAUUUUUUCCCCAAGCCGGCUAAUAAAUGGAAACAGCGGGGAUGGAAGAGUGCUGUUCGCUGGACGUUCCUCCAAGACUUCAAGCCGUAA
Messenger RNA from Bipolaris zeicola 26-R-13, 1086 nucleotides. RefSeq lists its product as uncharacterized. The record is from RefSeq and is a predicted model, not a curated record. The transcript has 4 exons. Lineage: Eukaryota; Fungi; Ascomycota; Dothideomycetes; Pleosporales; Pleosporaceae. Bases 1 to 1086 code for a protein of 361 amino acids.